AUGGGUCCUGUGGCAAUGGGCUUCCAGCAGGACUGGCUGUGUGGACAACUUUCCAUCUUGAGGCAGCGUUUGACAGGGACCUCAGGCAUGGUGGGACACCAGGUGGCCAGGAUGGUUGGCCCCUGGCUGCCUGGGAUUCCUCUUGGGACACAGUCUGUGCCUGCCUUGGUCACGGAUCCGAGUCCCGUGAGGGACGCGCGUCGAUACCUUGGCCUUGGAUGGCUGGGGCUGAUGGCGGCGCACGGGUGCUGGGGCCGUCAUCAGGAGGUGGGGGUUUGCUCACCACGUGCCGCUGUGAUGUCUGCUCUCCUAAGGCCGCCUCUUGCUGUGCUUCCGCGACUGUGUGCUCUGCCAGCAGGUCUGUCUGCAGUUUCUUGA
Rangifer tarandus platyrhynchus (Svalbard reindeer) is the source of this 378-nucleotide messenger RNA. The record is from the annotation of a GenBank genome assembly. NCBI's taxonomy places the organism in Eukaryota, Metazoa, Chordata, Mammalia, Artiodactyla, Cervidae.